Messenger RNA from Aricia agestis (brown argus), 648 nucleotides. RefSeq lists its product as uncharacterized. Bases 171 to 560 code for a protein of 129 amino acids. NCBI's taxonomy places the organism in Eukaryota, Metazoa, Arthropoda, Insecta, Lepidoptera, Lycaenidae. The record is from RefSeq and is a predicted model, not a curated record. The transcript is spliced from 3 exons.
UUAACCUCAGACAUUUUUGACUUUUAAAUCACGGUUCAUUAUUAUCUUGUUCAUUAACAAACGUUCAACUGACCAGAUUCCUGACACCUCAUAUCCUUUGCACGAUAAUACAGGACUACAAUAAUUAUCUAUACAGCGGGGUGAUGUAAUAAAUAACGAAUUAUUGUAAAAUGUCUGCCCAAGCGUGGAAAGGAUGCGCGCCUUUAUAUAGCAGUCGAAUUGUUCAGAAAUCUAGUUUCACCUACAAGUGGACAUACAUCGCUGGAAAAAUGAAGUGCGCUGUGGCUAUCGUACUUGCUUUGAUCGGGCUAGCUUUGGCUCAUCCGUCGGGAUAUGGCAUCAGCCUAGCGCAACCCCUCGUGUUACCGUCGGCCGUUUCCGUUAGCUCCAGCAUCAUCAAUCACGGAUACUCCAUACCCCGUAUAACCUCCAUUCCAAUCAUCACCCCGAUCAUUAAGCCCAUCAUUGCCACCCCGAUUAUAAAGCCCAUCAUUAGUGUACCAAUCAUCAAAACGCCACUGAUAAGCACCCUCGGCUUAGGUGGUCUAGGUCUCCACUAAACUCGAACUGCGAAGUAGCUCCAACGAUUACUGUUUCUCUUUUAUGUUAUCGUUUCAAAUGUGAUUUUCUAAUAAAAUAUUUAUUGCC